CAUAUACACAGCCACACCAGCGGCAACCAUCUGGGUCAGUGAGUCACGCGCACAGUUGCGAAAGGGCGUGCGGCGACACGACGACAAUAUGACGACCGUCUCCGAAAUUCUGUCCUACGACAAGUCGGCCCAAGACGAUUUUUACGCCCUGUUGGGAUGCGAUCUGACGUCUACGGUGGAGCAAAUAAAUGCAGAGUUCAAAGUGAGAGCUCUGCAAUAUCAUCCUGACAAAAACGCCGGUGACAAAACGUCCGAGGAGAUAUUUCAGAAACUCAAUGAAGCAAAAGAAACACUUUGCGAUCCAGAGAAACGGGCCACUUACGAUAAAUGGAAGAACAGCGGUGUGGCGGUCAGCUACAAAACAUGGCUGAACAACAAAGAACACUUUCAACAGUCCAUGCACUGGGCCAACAUGAAAACCAAAGACAGGAUGUUGCCUGGCGGAGAAGGGCCGUCUUCGGGGUCGGUUGCUUCCAGGAGAGCGUCCGAAGGCGGAGUGAACUUGGGCGCCAGCAACGUCAAAUGGGACGCAAAAUCAAACGCUGACAUCAUCAACAAGUUCCGCAAUUAUGAAAUAUAAUACCUACCUAUUGCGCGAUUAACGUUUUCGAAACAUUCCUUCGUUUUCCAAAUUACUUUUAUCGUUCGAAUGCCGUCAAAAAUAUAUAAGAUCAUCCUAUCUGAAACAAUAUAAAAAGCUAUACCCCCUGCCCUACCGGGUCAAAAGACGACUCCCCACCUACGGCUAUACUAUAUCACAUUUGUCGAUGAACAUGUUAUACAUAUUAUUUAAUUAAAGCGACGCACAACUGUUACCUAUCACGUCUGUUUUUAAAAGGGUAUACACUAUAAACAAUAUAAUUAUUAUACGUUUUGGGGUAAAAUCAGGGAUUUUUUUUUUUUUUAGUUUACCUUUGGGUUAACCUACCUUCGAAUUUAUUAGAUUUUCGAAUGAAUCUACGUUUACACCAGUAGUUAUCACUUAUCGUCUAGUCAUUAUAAUAAUUUUUUUUUUCACGUAACUGAAUAUUAUUGCGUUUAUUUUUGGAUCCUAUCACCAGCACAAGAUAUCACAUUUUACAAUCAUUAAUCUGUUAAGCAAUCAUUUUUAAUAUAAAUUUAAGUAGGUACCUGUUCAUUAACAAAUCGUAGUUCGUAGUUGUUUUAAUGUUAAAAAUGUACCUAUGUAGUUUUUAAAUCACAAUAUUGUCAAAUCAAAAAUCAAGCAAUACAAUGUUUAACUAUGUCGAACAACAGUUUAGAGUUAGUUCAAUUACGUGAUUUUUUAAUUUAUUAAAAAAAAAACUAUUUUAAA
Molecule: messenger RNA, 1315 nt
Organism: Adelges cooleyi (spruce gall adelgid)
Lineage: Eukaryota; Metazoa; Arthropoda; Insecta; Hemiptera; Adelgidae
Gene: jdp
Product: J domain-containing protein
Exons: 4
Coding region: 89-580 (163 amino acids)
Cellular component (GO): cytoplasm
Source: RefSeq, a predicted model, not a curated record